This is a messenger RNA of Mandrillus leucophaeus (drill), 5722 nucleotides long. It is a transcript of the gene TET3, whose product is annotated as tet methylcytosine dioxygenase 3. The transcript has 10 exons. Gene Ontology annotation, biological process: positive regulation of transcription by RNA polymerase II; oxidative demethylation. Gene Ontology annotation, cellular component: nucleus. The record is from RefSeq and is a predicted model, not a curated record. Gene Ontology annotation, molecular function: zinc ion binding; DNA binding; DNA 5-methylcytosine dioxygenase activity. Bases 1 to 5331 code for a protein of 1776 amino acids. Lineage: Eukaryota; Metazoa; Chordata; Mammalia; Primates; Cercopithecidae.
AUGAGCCAGUUUCAGGUGCCCCUGGCCGUCCAGCCGGACCUGCCAGGCCUUUAUGACUUCCCUCAGGGCCAGGUGAUGGUAGGGGGCUUCCCGGGGCCUGAGCUCUCUAUGGCUGGGAGUGAGUCCCAACUCCGAGGGGGUGGAGAUGGCCGGAAGAAACGGAAACGGUGUGGUACUUGUGAGCCCUGCCGGCGGCUGGAAAACUGUGGGGCUUGCACUAGCUGUACCAACCGCCGCACGCACCAGAUCUGCAAACUGCGAAAAUGUGAGGUGCUGAAGAAAAAAGUGGGGCUUCUCAAGGAGACAGGCUCAGAGCUCAGCCCAGUUGAUGGACCUGUUCCAGGUCAGAUGGACUCAGGGCCAGUGUACCAUGGGGACUCACGGCAGCUAAGCGCCUCAGGGGUGCCGGUCAAUGGUGCUAGAGAGCCCGCUGGACCCAGUCUGCUGGGGACUGGGGGUCCUUGGCGGGUAGACCAAAAGCCCGACUGGGAGGCUGCCCCAGGCCCAGCUCAUACUGCUCGCCUGGAAGAUGCCCACGAUCUGGUGGCCUUUUCGGCUGUGGCCGAAGCUGUGUCCUCUUAUGGGGCCCUUAGCACCCGGCUCUAUGAAACCUUCAACCGUGAGAUGAGUCGUGAGGCUGGGAACAACAGCAGGGGAUCCCGGCCAGGGCCCGAGGGCUGCUCUGCUGGCAGCGAAGACCUUGACACACUGCAGACGGCCCUGGCCCUCGCGCGGCAUGGUAUGAAACCACCCAACUGCAACUGCGAUGGCCCAGAAUGCCCUGACUACCUCGAGUGGCUGGAGGGGAAGAUCAAGUCUGUGGUCAUGGAAGGAGGGGAGGAGCGGCCCAGGCUCCCAGGGCCUCUGCCUCCUGGUGAGGCCGGUCUCCCAGCACCAAGCACCAGGCCACUCCUCAGCUCAGAGGUGCCCCAGAUCUCUCCCCAAGAGGGUCUGCCCCUGUCCCAGAGUGCCCUGAGCAUCGCCAAGGAAAAAAACAUCAGCUUGCAGACCGCCAUUGCCAUCGAGGCCCUCACACAGCUCUCCUCCGCCCUCCCGCAGCCUUCUCAUUCCACCCCCCAGGCUUCUUGCCCCCUUCCUGAGGCCUUGUCACCUCCUGCCCCUUUCAGAUCUCCCCAGUCUUACCUCCGGGCUCCCUCAUGGCCUGUGGUUCCUCCUGAAGAGCACUCAUCUUUUGCUCCUGAUAGCUCUGCCUUCCCUCCAGCAACUCCUCGAACUGAGUUCCCUGAAGUCUGGGGCACUGACACCCCUCCAGCAACGCCCCGGAGCUCCUGGCCCAUGCCUCGCCCAAGCCACGACCCCAUGGCUGAACUGGAGCAGUUGUUGGGCAGCGCCAGUGAUUACAUCCAGUCAGUAUUCAAGCGGCCUGAGGCCCUGCCUACCAAGCCCAAGGUCAAGGUAGAGGCACCCUCUUCCUCCCCAGCCCUGGCCCCAUCCCCUGUGCUUCAGAGGGAGGCUCCCACGCCAUCCUCGGAGCCCGACACCCACCAGAAGGCCCAGACCGCCCUGCAGCAGCACCUCCAUCACAAGCGCAGCCUCUUCCUAGAACAGGCUCACGACACCUCCUUCCCUGCUCCUUCGGAGCCUUCUGCUCCUGGCUGGUGGCCCCCACCAAGCUCACCUGCCCCACGGCUUCCAGACAGACCACCCAAGGAGAAGAAGAAGAAGCUCCCAACACCAGCUGGAGGUCCCGUGGGAACAGAGAAAGCUGCCCCUGGGAUCAAGCCCAGUGUCCGAAAGCCCAUUCAGAUCAAGAAGUCCAGGCCCCGGGAAGCACAGCCACUCUUCCCGCCUGUCCGGCAGAUUGUCCUGGAAGGGCUCAGGUCCCCGGCCUCCCAGGAAGUACAGGCUCAUCCACCGGCCCCUCUACCUGCCUCACAGGGCUCUGCUGUGCCCCUGCCCCCAGAACCUUCUCUUGCGCUAUUUGCACCUAGUCCCUCCAGGGACAGCCUGCUGCCCCCUACUCAGGAAAUGAGGUCCCCCAGCCCCAUGACAACCUUGCAGCCAGGCUCCACCGGCCCUCUUCCCCCUGCCGAUGACAAGCUGGAAGAGCUCAUCCGGCAGUUUGAGGCUGAAUUUGGAGAUAGCUUUGGGCUUCCCGGCCCCCCUUCUGUGCCCAUUCAGGACCCCGAGAACCAGCAAACAUGUCUCCCAGCCCCUGAGAGCCCCUUUGCUACCCGUUCCCCCAAGCAAAUCAAGAUUGAGUCUUCAGGGGCUGUGACUGUGCUCUCAACAACCUGCUUCCAUUCAGAGGAGGGAGGCCAGGAGGCCACACCCACCAAGGCAGAGAACCCACUCACACCCACCCUCAGUGGCUUCUUGGAGUCACCUCUUAAGUACCUGGACACACCCACCAAGAGUCUGCUGGACACACCUGCCAAGAGAGCCCAGGCCGAGUUCCCCACCUGCGAUUGCGUCGAACAAAUAGUGGAGAAAGAUGAAGGUCCAUAUUAUACUCACCUGGGAUCUGGCCCCACAGUCGCCUCUAUCCGGGAACUCAUGGAGGAGCGGUAUGGAGAGAAGGGGAAAGCCAUCCGGAUCGAGAAGGUCAUCUACACGGGGAAGGAGGGAAAGAGCUCCCGCGGCUGCCCCAUUGCAAAGUGGGUGAUCCGCAGGCACACGCUGGAGGAGAAGCUGCUCUGCCUGGUGCGGCACCGGGCAGGCCACCACUGCCAGAACGCUGUGAUCGUCAUCCUCAUCCUGGCCUGGGAGGGCAUUCCCCGUAGCCUCGGAGACACCCUCUACCAGGAGCUCACUGACACCCUCCGGAAGUAUGGGAACCCCACCAGCCGGAGAUGCGGCCUCAACGAUGACCGGACCUGCGCUUGCCAAGGCAAAGACCCCAACACCUGCGGUGCCUCCUUCUCCUUUGGUUGUUCCUGGAGCAUGUACUUCAAUGGCUGCAAAUAUGCUCGGAGCAAGACACCUCGCAAGUUCCGCCUCGCAGGGGACAAUCCCAAAGAGGAAGAAGUGCUCCGGAAGAGUUUCCAGGACCUGGCCACCGAAGUUGCUCCCCUGUACAAGCGACUGGCCCCUCAGGCCUAUCAGAACCAGGUGACCAACGAGGAAAUAGCGAUUGACUGCCGUCUGGGGCUGAAGGAAGGACGGCCCUUCGCAGGAGUCACGGCCUGCAUGGACUUCUGUGCCCACGCCCACAAGGACCAGCAUAACCUCUACAAUGGGUGCACCGUGGUCUGCACCCUGACCAAGGAAGACAAUCGCUGCGUGGGCAAGAUUCCCGAGGAUGAGCAGUUGCACGUUCUGCCCCUGUACAAGAUGGCCAGCACGGAUGAGUUUGGGAGCGAGGAGAACCAGAAUGCAAAGGUUGGCAGCGGAGCCAUCCAGGUGCUCACCGCCUUCCCCCGCGAGGUCCGACGCCUGCCCGAGCCUGCCAAGUCCUGCCGCCAGCGGCAGCUGGAAGCCAGAAAGGCAGCGGCCGAGAAGAAGAAGAUUCAGAAGGAGAAGCUGAGCACUCCGGAGAAGAUCAAGCAGGAGGCCCUGGAGCUGGCGGGCGUUACGUCGGACCCAGGCCUGUCUCUGAAGGGUGGAUUGUCCCAGCAAGGCCUGAAGCCCUCCCUCAAGGUGGAGCCGCAGAACCACUUCAGCUCCUUCAAGUACAGCAGCAACGCAGUGGUGGAGAGCUACUCGGUGCUGGGCAACUGCCGGCCCUCUGACCCUUACAGCAUGAACAGCGUGUACUCCUACCACUCCUACUAUGCACAGCCCAGCCUGACCUCCGUCAAUGGCUUCCACUCCAAGUACGCUCUCCCGUCUUUUGGCUACUAUGGCUUUCCAUCCAGCAACCCCGUCUUCCCCUCUCAGUUCCUGGGUCCUGGUGCCUGGGGGCACAGUGGCAGCAGUGGCAGUUUUGAGAAGAAGCCAGACCUCCACGCUCUGCACAACAGCCUGAGCCCGGCCUACGGUGGUGCUGAGUUUGCCGAGCUGCCCAGCCAGGCUGUUCCCACAGACGCCCACCACCCCACUCCUCACCACCAGCAGCCUGCGUACCCAGGCCCCAAGGAGUAUCUACUUCCCAAGGCCCCCCCAAUCCACUCAGUGUCCAGGGACCCCUCCCCCUUUGCCCAGAGCUCCAACUGCUACAACAGAUCCAUCAAGCAAGAGCCAGUAGACCCGCUGACCCAGGCCGAGCCUGUGCCCAGAGACGCUGGCAAGAUGGGCAAGACACCUCUGCCUGAGGUGUCUCAGAAUGGAGGACCCAGUCACCUUUGGGGACAGUACUCAGGAGGCCCAAGCAUGUCCCCCAAGAGGACUAACAGUGUGGGUGGCAGCUGGGGUGUGUUCUCGUCUGGGGAGAGUCCUGCCCUCAUCCCUGACAAGCUCAGUUCCUUUGGAGCCAGCUGUCUGGCCCCUUCCCACUUCACAGAUGGCCAGUGGGGGCUGUUCCCCGGCGAGGGGCAGCAGGCGGCUUCCCACUCUGGAGGACGGCUGCGAGGCAAACCGUGGAGCCCCUGCAAGUUUGGGAACAGCACCUCCACCUUGACUGGGCCUGGCCUGACUGAGAAGCCGUGGGGGCUGGGGGCAGGGGAUUUCAACUCGGCCCUGAAAGGUGGUCCUGGGUUCCAAGACAAGCUGUGGAACCCCAUGAAAGGAGAGGAGGGCAGGAUUCCAGCUGCAGGGGCCAGCCAGCUGGACAAGGCCUGGCAGUCCUUUGGUCUGCCCCUGGGAUCCAGCGAGAAGCUGUUUGGGGCCCUGAAGUCGGAGGAGAAGCUGUGGGACCCUUUCAGCCUGGAGGAGGGGCCGGCCGAGGAGCCCCCCAGCAAGGGAGCAGUGAAGGAGGAGAAGGGUGGUGGUGGUGCGGAGGAGGAAGAGGAGGAGCUGUGGUCGGACAGUGAACACAACUUCCUGGACGAGAACAUCGGCGGCGUGGCCGUGGCCCCAGCCCACGGCUCCAUCCUCAUCGAGUGUGCCCGGCGGGAGCUGCAUGCCACUACGCCACUUAAGAAGCCCAACCGCUGCCACCCCACCCGCAUCUCGCUGGUCUUCUACCAGCACAAGAACCUCAACCAGCCCAACCACGGGCUGGCCCUCUGGGAAGCCAAGAUGAAGCAGCUGGCGGAGAGGGCACGGGCACGGCAGGAGGAGGCCGCCCGGCUGGGUCUGGGCCAGCAGGAGGCCAAGCUCUACGGGAAGAAGCGCAAGUGGGGGGGCGCCAUGGUUGCUGAGCCCCAGCAGAAGGAGAAGAAGGGGGUUGUCCCCACCCGGCAGGCACUGGCUGUGCCCACAGACUCGGCGGUCACCGUGUCCUCCUAUGCCUACACGAAGGUCACUGGCCCCUACAGCCGCUGGAUCUAGGUGCCAGGGAGCCAGCGUACCUCAGCGUCGGGCCCGGCCCGAGCUGUCUCUGUGGUGCUUUUGCCCUCAUACCUGGGGGCGGGUUGGGGGUGCAGAAGUCUUUUUAUCUCUAUAUACAUAUAUAGAUGCGCAUAUCAUAUAUAUGUAUUUAUGGUCCAAACCUCAGAACUGACCCGCCCCUCCCUUACCCCCACUUCCCCAGCACUUUGAAGAAGAAACUACGGCUGUCGGGUGAUUUUUCCGUGAUCUUAAUAUUUAUAUCUCCAAGUUGUUUCCCCCCCCCUUGUUUGGGGGGCUUUUAUUUUCUCUUUGUUUUUAAAACUCUAUCCUUGUAUAUCACAAUAAUGGAAAGAAAGUUUAUAGUGUCCUUUCACAAAGGAGUAGUUUUAAA